AGAGCAGAGUUUACUGGGGUCUCCCGUCCAAUAGCGGAGCUGGAUGUUGUCCGGCCCUGUUGCGACCGCGGACAGAAAGAAGCAAGUGGACCGCUUUAAAGCUAAGCUAAUUCAAUCACAUUUAAAGCUGGUUAAUUGUGAUUGUUUGCAGUGGUUCCGUUUUCAGCACAUGAUCUGCUUGCGAAAAAAUUAAUCUACGUGUACAUAUUUUAACCGCCAGGCUAAGAAGACAAACCGUUUAACGUUUAACCGUUUACUUUGGUAAACCGCUUCUGUGCGCGCUAGCUAAAUUGGCGCCAGUCGGGUGUUUGACAACAGCGCUAUUCAGUCACGUUCCCGGUGUUGUUGUUUGUAGCUGCUGAGUGAAACGAGCUAGUUUCCGUUAGGCGUAAACUGCAAAAAAAAAAGAGGAGAAAGCUCACGAUACCUAAGAUAAAAGUUAAGUAUGGCUGAAUUCCUCGAAGAUCCGUCGGUUCUUACAAAAGAUAAGCUGAAGAAUGAGCUCGCGGCCAACAAUGUGGCACUUCCCACCGGAGAGCAUAAAAAAGAAGUGUACGUGCAGCUGUAUCUGAAACACUUAACCGCGCUGAAAGAUAAGAAGAUGCCGCCUGUAGACAUCUUCUCCAGCGACGACGAGUCGCCUCCUCCCGUGGUGUCCAACAAAAGUCGAUCUGGAAGAAAAGCUACCAAAAAGACAGACAAGCCUUGCACAGAGGAAGUGGAGGUGACGGAGCUCACUGAUGAAGAUUUAAAACAACAGCUGGCGAAACAUGGGGUGGAAUCAGGACCCAUUGUUGCGACCACUCGUAAGUUGUAUGAGAAGAAGCUGCAGAAGCUUUUGGAGCAGCCUCCAGCUGAACCCGAAGCUCCUACAGACGUCAUCACUCUGCCCAAGGCAGACAGUAACCAAAAUGGCAACACAAAUUCUGACCAGUACAGCGACAAGGAAGAUGAGGAGAUUGCUGCCCCUGAAACAGAGCCAGUUCCUGUGGUGGAGAAGCUUGUGAGAAGCAGAGGGAAAAUUCCAGUUACGUCCAGAACCAGCAGCAGAAGAACAACCACCAAGGUGGUGGAGGAAAUUAUAACUGACGAAACCCCUAAGAAGGCUAGCGAGAGUGUUGUUGAAGAUAUCCUUGCCAAUGAAAUAAGCACGCCAACAGGCAUGAGUGCAACCUGCAGGCGUCCAAUCCGAGGGGCAGCUGGUCGACCAUUGCAACCAAGUGAAUACUGGCUGGAUGAGUCCCGGGUGCAGCGCAGCGUCCACUCUGAGACCCGCUCUUUCUCUGAGUCUUACUCCAGAGUGGGCAGCUCCGUCUCUUCAAGCAAAGCACCAGCCCGACAAGGCUUCCUGUCCAUCUUGCUCAAGCUCCUGCUCCUCGUUGUGGUGGCCGGUUCUCUCCUCUAUGCCUACCAGAACCUGAAUGCCGAUAACAUCAACACCCUCAAAGGCCUCCUCGACAACGUCAUCGUCCCCUUUCAGGGCGUUGUGAACAACGCAGCCACCUACCUGGGCAUCGGCAGCAGCGGUGCUACAAAGAGCGCCGGCAAGUAAGGAGCCUCAGCAGUCUCUCGCCACGCCACCUCCCUGUUACACGCCACAGCACAGCACAAGCAGCAAACUUGGCUCACCUCUUCUUUACCCACGUGUUUGGACAAAGGUCACAGAUUUAAUUGGAACGAUGAACUUUCUCCUCUCUGGACUCCGGCUUUCCUCCCAGGAACACAGUAGCUUCUGGAUAACACUGUUUUGUGGCAGUCAGAAGAGACUCAUUUCAAUGUUGAUCUUAAUCUGUGAAUUGUUUGUGUCUUUGUGUGUAUUUAACCCUUUGUAUGUAGAAAGACAGGCGCAGAAUGGAGAGGCCUGUUUAUCCAUGCAUGGUUGUAGUUUUUGAAGGUCCUACUGUAGUUUCUAACUCUUGUGCCAGGUGUUUUUCUGAUGGUGAAGUGCCUGGACACGUAGCACGUAGUGCCCUCCCAUUUUCUAGCACAAAGCAGUGCUCCUACUAAUGCCAGAAUGUUUCAUGUGUUUCUGUAUGAAUUUCAACAUUUGCUCCGUAGCUAUAGAGUUAGGUAGAGUGAUUCAUUAUUUCAAUGGUGCUCAGGUCAAUUCAGCUCAAACUUUUUAGUGUGGUCCGUGCUGGGAGGAGACACAUGGUGUAAUCAGGUCGCAUCACUGCAUGAGGAAAAUCCGCCCACGUUCAGGUUGAGUUAUAAAAAAACUUUUAUUAAGUGGCUGAUCCCGGCUUGAAUAUCGUAUACGGGGCGCUAUAAUUAUGACUCAAAUAAUUAUUCUGGUCACUCAGUAUUAUCAUGCUUGUUACUGUUAAUUGAUUGAGGAAGAAAAUGUACUUUUGAGAUCUCAACAAUUUACAAAGAAAUUAAACGGCUUUUUAUUAAUCUUAUACCACUUAUUUGACAAUUCCUCUUUAAGGAAACUAAAAUUGCUGUGUGCAAUUUAUAGAUUGAUUUUCCAGCCCAACCGGUGUGCCCAUUUUGAGUUUAUAUGCUUUGGGUUUUAGUGCUCUGUUGUGCUUUUUUGUUUUUAUUAGAUUUCUGAUCCUUCAGUCCUAUAUGCAGGAUUGGCUGUUGCAGUGCACCCACAUAGCCCACCUCACUGACUACAUGUGUCCAUACAUGGCGUAUCUGCAAAGGGGACACAUGGAGAAAGUUCAUCCUUUUGGGACAGUUAAUCAAUUUAUUCUUUUCAGAACUUGUUUACUACUUCUGCCUGAGCAAAUAACCACAAUUAAGAGACUGUAUGUUACCCGCUGGGAGGGACGAUGCAUUCACUGCAGGUGAUUUUGGGGGUGGGAAGAUUUCUGGGGCAUCUUUGUUUCUAUUUUGAUAUUUUUCUAAAAUGGCGUGUUCAACUUUUUAUAUCACAUUUUAAGGUAACAUUUGAAAGCAAUAUGUAAAACAUGAAAGUGAUUCUGUAUCUUAAUUUGAACCUUGCUGAAUUAACACAAUGAUUCAUCAUCAGGCAGCUCUUCCACAAUGGACAGAAACGACAAGGGUUAUGUGGGUAAGGAUUUUUAAUCUGUCUAUUUAUGAUAAUGUAGGCAGUGUAUCAUAAAAUAAACGUGGCAGUUACAAGAUA
Messenger RNA from Cottoperca gobio, 3097 nucleotides. RefSeq names its product thymopoietin b (gene tmpob). Gene Ontology annotation, molecular function: DNA binding. The transcript is spliced from 6 exons. Bases 446 to 1552 code for a protein of 368 amino acids. Lineage: Eukaryota; Metazoa; Chordata; Actinopteri; Perciformes; Bovichtidae. The record is from RefSeq and is a predicted model, not a curated record.